GCAUCAUCCCUAUAUAUAUAUAUAUAUAUAUAUAGCUCUGUCCAUCCCUUCCCUUAUCUCCACGAGUCAAAUUAAUUAACAAGGAAUCAUAUCAUACAUACGCGUGCGUGCGUGCGUGCGUGCGUGCAUGGGCGCUUGCUUAUCCUCUUCCUCCGGUACUGAAAUUAUCAGCGACGAUCUGGUUGAUCACUCGGCUACGGCCAAAGUAAUCACCGUGGAUGGGCAUCUGCUGGAGUACUCCGCAGCCGUGAAGGCGUACGAGGUUCUGGGCCUCAGCCACCCCUUCUGCUUCCUCUGCAGCUCCGACGAUUUGGACUGCGACGCACCCAUCCCGCCUUUGGGUUCUCAGGAUUCCCUCGAACGCGGCCAGCUGUACUUCAUGCUCCCCGUCGAGAGCCUCCGGGGCCCGUUGAGGGGACGGGACAUGGCGGCCCUUGCUGUUCGGGCCAGCUUGGUGUUGGCCAAGAAGAGAUUGGCUCGCGAACCGGGGGUUGCUAGAGUCUUGCCGAUCGGCGCGGCGGAUGGCGGAGUGAUAGAGGAUGAUGUGUUCGAUGUGUUCGAAGGGAGCGAUGGAUUUCAUGCAACCAGUGCUCAGCAUUUGGAAAAGGAGAAGAUGAUCAGGAGGAAGGAGAUGAUGGGGAGGGAGAAAUUCAUGGGCUGGCCACAUUCCAGAGCAAGGUUGGGUACCAUCCGGGAACUUGCUGAAUAAAUUAACCGCCGGGAUAUAUAUACAUGCAGUAUCUUAUUUUAUUUUAUUUUAUCCUCCUUGUAGUUUUUCUAGAUUUAAGGCCUCACCUUGAUGCAUGCUGAGACCUCUUCCUUUAUUUAUUUUGCUUUUUUUUUUCUUCUCUUUUUCUUUUUUGUUGAGAAUUAAGACCUACGAAUUUUUGUUC
Ananas comosus (pineapple) is the source of this 893-nucleotide messenger RNA. RefSeq lists its product as uncharacterized. NCBI's taxonomy places the organism in Eukaryota, Viridiplantae, Streptophyta, Magnoliopsida, Poales, Bromeliaceae. The transcript has a single exon. The record is from RefSeq and is a predicted model, not a curated record. The coding region runs from base 128 to 709 and encodes 193 amino acids.